Messenger RNA from Sugiyamaella lignohabitans, 1218 nucleotides. Its product is annotated as putative cysteine synthase. The record is from RefSeq and is a predicted model, not a curated record. Gene Ontology annotation, cellular component: cytoplasm. Lineage: Eukaryota; Fungi; Ascomycota; Dipodascomycetes; Dipodascales; Trichomonascaceae. The transcript has a single exon. Bases 1 to 1218 code for a protein of 405 amino acids. Gene Ontology annotation, molecular function: cysteine synthase activity.
AUGACACAUUAUAGCCGAUCUGAAGAUAUCGUUUUGACGAUAUAUAUUCGAGAUCCAGACCGAACGAUGCUGGCCAAGAGACUUGUUUUGAGCAGUGGGCUCCUUGGCAAGGGAAGUGUGUCGUUGGCUGCUAGAGGCUAUGCUACAAUUGGUACUGCUGCCGAUGGUGGGCCAUUUGUCCCUCCAUUCAUUCCGCUGGUGUCCGAGAGUGGAUUCCCAGGAGCAGUUGGUAAUACUCCACUUGUGCGAUUAAACAAGUUGAGUGACGAGACUGGUACCAAUAUUUAUGGAAAAGCCGAGUUUAUGAACCCUGGUGGUUCGGUUAAGGAUAGAGCUGCGUUGUUCAUUAUCCAGGAUGCCGAAAAGAAGGGACUUAUUAAACCAGGUGGUACCAUUGUCGAAGGUACCGCUGGUAACACCGGUAUCGGUCUUGCUCACAUGUGUCGUGCUAGAGGCUAUAAGUGUGUCAUUUAUAUGCCCAACACCCAAUCUCAAGGUAAAAUUGACCAUCUUAGAAGAUUAGGUGCCGAGGUGUAUCCAGUGCCGGCAGUUGCAUUUGAUAAUCCUGACAAUUAUAACCACCAAGCCAAGCGUCAUGCCGACAGAUUGGACAAUGCUGUGUGGACCAACCAAUUCGACAAUGUUGCCAACCGUCAAGCUCAUAUUGAGACCACAGGUCCUGAAAUCUGGGCUCAGACCAAUGGCAAAUUAGAUGCUUUUACAUGUGCUACUGGUACCGGAGGUUCUCUCGCUGGUACUACCAGAUAUCUGAAAGAGAUUUCCAAUGGUCGAGUCAAGGCAUUUUUGGCUGAUCCACCAGGCAGUGUUCUCCACAGCUAUAUUUCAUCUGGUGGUAAACUGAUUGAGCGAAGCGGAUCCAGUAUUACUGAGGGAAUUGGUCAAGGUAGAGUUACCGAUAACCUUAAGCCCGAUAUUGAGCUUAUGGACGGUUCCCUGACCAUUUCUGAUGAAAAGACCAUCAACAUGGUAUACAGACUUCUGGAUGAAGAGGGGCUUUAUCUCGGAGCAUCGUCUUGUUUGAAUGUUGUAGCUGCCUAUGAAGUAGCACAAAAGCUUGGACCAGGAAGCACCGUCGUUACUCUUCUCUGUGACAGUGCUGACAGAUAUGCCGACCGACUGUUCAGUCGCAAAUGGCUUCAAUCCAAGAACUUGGACGUUCUUCCUGAACACCUGCAAAAAUAUAUCGUUUUGGAGUAA